Molecule: messenger RNA, 751 nt
Organism: Nanorana parkeri
Lineage: Eukaryota; Metazoa; Chordata; Amphibia; Anura; Dicroglossidae
Product: glutathione S-transferase P 1-like
Exons: 7
Coding region: 63-698 (211 amino acids)
Biological process (GO): glutathione metabolic process
Cellular component (GO): cytosol
Molecular function (GO): glutathione transferase activity
Source: RefSeq, a predicted model, not a curated record
GCACUAAGUCAGCUGGAGAUACUACACUGGUAAUUUCUGCCGACAGCACACCAGCAAGCAAUAUGUCUGAAUUUGUUUUAACUUAUUUCCCACUGAGAGGAAGAGGGGAGCCUAUUCGUCUGCUCUUGGCUGAUAAUGGAGCUCGGUGGACUGAGGACGUGAUACAGCUUCCUGAUUGGUUUGCUGGAAAAUGUGACCUAAAGAAAGAGGCAGUUUUUGGUCAGUUGCCUCAGUUUAGGGAUGGAGAACUUGUUCUCUAUCAGAGCAACACCAUCCUGAGAUACCUAGGACGCAAAUUUGUCAUUGCCGGAAGCAGUGAUCAGGAGAUUGCUGUCAUUGAUAUGGUAAAUGAAGGUGUGGAAGACCUGAGACUGAAGUUCAGCCGCUUUAUGUUCUUUGAAUAUGAAACUGGAAAGGAGAAGUAUGAAAAAGAUCUACCAACUCAUCUAUCAGCCUUUGAAAAGAUCCUUUCUAAAAAUUCUAAUGGAACCAAGUUUCUGGUGGGAGACAAGAUUUCCUAUGCUGACUACAACCUCCUGGACCUCCUUCACCUUCACCUCCAUGUCUUCCCGGACAGUUUGUCUUCGUUCCCCCUGCUCACUGCAUACAUAGACCGCAUUAGUUCACGAAGCGACCUCAGUGAUUAUCUGAAAUCUGAGGAUCGUAACAGCAGACCUAUUGUUCCAAAAAGAGGUUAAAUACUACUGAUCCAUGUUGGCUUACCAUACAGAAGUCUACCUCAUAUCACUUA